Molecule: messenger RNA, 3034 nt
Organism: Dinoponera quadriceps
Lineage: Eukaryota; Metazoa; Arthropoda; Insecta; Hymenoptera; Formicidae
Exons: 3
Coding region: 131-328 (65 amino acids)
Source: RefSeq, a predicted model, not a curated record
CAUGCGCAUCGAACGCUGUUUCUCGUCUGUCCUCUCCGGAGGCGCGUAAGCUCUUUCCACUCUCUUUCCAUUCUUGUCCUCUGAAGGAUCCAACACCGAAGAGUACACGAAAGAAAACUGCGGUAACGAGAUGCAUUCGACUUUUCCGGCGUUGUACGCGUUCCGCUUGUCCCUGAAUCAGGUAGCAGGACCGACUUUCUUUCAUCGCAAGACUAUGGUGGACCGUACCACGACUACAUCUGCGAUCUUGCUCGCGGCCAUGGGCCUGUCCGUAAGCAUAUUCUCGCUGAAGAAGUUGCAGUCCCAGCGUCGUCUGCGGAAGGCCUAGAAAUCGCACAGGAAUCGCGAGACACACACGAGAGCGACUGAGAAGAAAUCACACUAGCCCGCUCAAAAUUAAACGAAUCCAUCGGUUAUUCCGCGUACACGACAUGUUUCACGCGACAACUUCACCAAACUCACUAGACAACGCCGUCCACGAACGUCAGCGAUAUUCACUGCCGGCGAGAUUCCGAAGAGGAGUAAUUUAGCACGAAAGAGGGAGAAAGAGAGAGAGAGCGAGAGAGCGAGAGAGAGAGAGAGAGAGAGAGAGACAGCAAUCAGGCGAUAUGAGAGUUUGCGAGUUUCUUGUUGCACCCUCGAAAAGAGCAGGCUGCGCGUGUAGAAAUUUCGCGUGCGAGAAAAGGCGUGUGCACUCUCGUCGUCGUCGUCUCUCGAUCACUGGUCUUUGAAUGUGCGGGACUAUGUCCUCGAUUCGUAGACACGCGCACAAGACUUCGCGCUUUAGUCACAUUGAAUUCAGCACUUGGUACAGGCGGGCGUGUCUCGACAAAGCGAUCGGGUUUCGUCGAGAGCAUGCCGACUCGCGCAGUGAGAACGUCCGUCAUAACCAGAGACGCGCUUCUCCGGUUGAAUCGCCAGCAGAAUUCUUAUAGUAUUAUUCUAGUCUUGCGCGCGUAGAUCAGGAAGUUCCGCAAUGUAGUUUCUACGAAAAGGGUGUACAGCCUCGUAAUCAGUGCCACUUCGCCGAUUCCAGGAGAACUUUCGUCGACGUUCGAUGUAGGUCAUUUCGUUCUUCAAUAUUAAACAAAGGACUGAUCUUAAGAAUAUUAUUAUUAUUAUUAUUGUAGUUUUAAUGUGAUGUUCAAGUAUUCUAUGAUUUGGAGAAGGAAAAGGAGGAAAACAAUUGGUCGUUUUUUUUUUGUCAAUUUGUGCUGUCAAGGCUCCGGUUUUCUCGCCGCGGCCGUCUUGAAUAAUGUUGUCAGAAACGCGGAAAUGUACGAAAUUUUGGUGAAAUACGUUGCGAUAAAAGGUAUGCCCGUAAAAUAGUAUUUUUGGUCGGCCGAGCACAUUUGUAAAAUAUUUGGAAACUUUCUUACUUUGGUUCAUGUUCAUUUUAUAGUGAUUUAUUGAUUGUUAGAACAAAAGGAGAAUUUACGGAAUAUCUGACAAAUUUACUCAAUUAAUCACAAAUAUUAUUUUACGGACAGUAUAUUUUCAUUCCAAUAUAUUUCGCAGAAAUCUUGAACAUACAUUUUUUUCGCUUCUGACGUCAAACAAGUCGACGAGUCGACCAGGAGCCUUAAUUAAUUAGUCACUCUGUGUGUGGGUACAAUUGUAAAUGGAACACCAACUUUUCGAACAAUGUACGUUUUUAUCCCUGGAAAAUUGUCAUGAUCAUGCAUAUUGAUGUUUUAUACACUAACAUUUAACUCGAACUAUUUUCUGCUUUAUGGGCCGAGCGGGAUUGGCUUGUAAAAUAAAAAAUAUUCGAUAUCAGUGGAAUCAUCUGGAUUCACAUGUCGAAACCUCUUGUCGAAAGUUCUUCUCGAUGGAGUGGCAAACUGCAAACAAGCUCAAACCAAAGAAACUCGUCGAACGCAACUAUCUGCGAUACAUAUUAGCAAAAAAAAAGUAUAAACUGAGUUAGGUAGUGUCGAAUCGUAAUGUAGAAGAUAAAAUUCAUCGUUCAGAUAUUGUUGAUAGCGUUCGCCUUUUCUCGCCUUUCUGUAAUGCCGCGUUGAUCUGAUGUCGUUAGAACUUAACGCAAAAGUAAUGUUGACUUAGGUAUAAUUGUAUCUGCGUGUUAUCGUAUAGUCGCUCAUAAGUAAAAUUACCUCGCACAUAAACAAACAAACGCACGCGUACACACGUAUUGUCACGUACGAGACUUGAUUGAAAUCUUCGGUUUCUCCUCUAAUCAUUACUUCCCCAUUUGUCCUGCAUCUUUUAACGCGUAAGAAAACCAACCACAUUUGUUCUAAAUUAUUCACGAAUCAACACUAACCUUAAUCUUCGACGAUGAAACUCAUCAUCAUCGCGUCGUAAUUGCCGCGCGAACUUUGUUAUUAUUGUACAAGUCUUCAUUGUGAUGAUCGUAUUAUGAUGGAUCGUCAUCGGAGCGUUCUUGAAAGAUCGAUCGUUAUUCCGAAUAAAACGUUUCAUUCUAUAUCAGCCAGGACUUAUCUUUAUUAAGAUAAGAAAGAUUCUACAAAUACCUUAUUCACGUUAAUAAAUGCUAGACUUACGACUUACAAUUAGAUCUUGCCAGGAAAGGAGUUGCGAAGAAACGCAAGAUACCAUUAGAGGAAAGUAAUCGUUGUGUAACACCAUAUCAUUAAAAAGGGAACAUCGGGACAUUCUCUUCCUCUCCCUCUCUUUCUCUUCCUGUCUCUUUUUUUUUUCUUUUAGUCUUAACGUAUACAUUUAUUUAUAAUUAUUAUACAGUCUCAGACUCGAUAUUCCGUUUCUUAACAUUUCUCUCUUGAUCAUUUUAUCUCUCUCUCUCUCUCACACUCUUUCACUCUCAUUCUUUCUCUCUCUCCCUCUCUCUCAUUCUUAUAAAGUGUCACGUCCGUGCGCGCGAAGACGCGAAUUUUAAGCCAGUUCCCGCCGAACGCAAGUGAUAUAGGGCGAUCCUCUUCGUAUGUUCGCGUAUACAAGUCGUCCUUGUUCGCUUCCACGGCACAAACGCGACCGCCCACACACACACACGCACACGCACGCAAGAAAUAUAUAUAUGUAUAUUUAUAUA